Andrographis paniculata is the source of this 1667-nucleotide messenger RNA. RefSeq names its product vacuole membrane protein KMS1. The record is from RefSeq and is a predicted model, not a curated record. Lineage: Eukaryota; Viridiplantae; Streptophyta; Magnoliopsida; Lamiales; Acanthaceae. The transcript is spliced from 8 exons. The coding region runs from base 280 to 1581 and encodes 433 amino acids.
CUCCGUCCCCUGCGUGUCGUGGUUGAGACGGGAAAUCCGAUAACGCCGCACAGCACAAAUCCUGGAGGGACCAAAUCUGACGCACCUGCCCUGUCCUGCCCCGCCCCGUUGUUUCCCUCGAUCCAUCGGAGCCCCUCUCCUCACUCAGAUCCCCAAUCCUUUGGAUUUCAUCGCAUUCCAUCCACGAAUCUAUCUGCUUUUGAUUCCUGUGACGGACGGGGCCAGGCGUGACUUCAGGGGUGGAUUGGAUUCUGACAUGGUUUAAGGAUUUUGAUUGUAAUGAGGUCGAAGAAAAAGUCUCGCUCCUCCUCCAGAAGCUCUCGCUCUAGCCGCAUGACGAUCGCAGAACUUCGCACAAAGCAUCAACAAGAAUUAGAGAAUCUGACCCUGACCUCACAACCAUUCAAGACACUAAAACUUUUUACUUUUGCAACUGUCCAAUAUCUUACACGUUCAAUUGCGUAUAUUUUAUCGCAUGGCUGGCUCAAGUUGUUGAGUGCCAUUGUUGGGAUUGCUGGAGUACUGCUUGUGACGGUUGAUGGUUUUCAUAAUCAGCAUGUCGAGGAAGUUCUAAGAUAUGCCCAGUAUGGACUAUGGUGGAUAACGCUUGGUGUUGCAUCUUCAAUUGGACUAGGGUCUGGAUUGCACACUUUCGUUCUAUACCUGGGACCUCAUAUUGCAUUCUUUACUAUAAAAGCAGUGCAAUGUGGUCGUGUAGACCUGAAAAGUGCUCUAUACGAUACAAUACAAUUAAAAAGAAGUCCGUCUUGGCUUGACAAGGGCUGUGCUGAAUUUGGGCCGCCAUUGUUUGAACCCUCUCAGGGUGUUCGCAUUCCCCUUAGUAGCAUAUUACCUUAUGUUCAGUUAGAAGCUGUAUUGUGGGGUAUCGGGACUGCACUUGGCGAACUUCCUCCUUAUUUUAUUUCAAGGGCAGCAAGCUUAUCUGGUGGCAAAAUGAACGCCAUGGAAGACUUAGAUGCUUCCUCGGCAGAAGAGACUGGAUUCAUAUCAGCUCGCUUAAAUCAGAUUAAGCUCUGGUUUCUGUCACGUGCACAAUAUCUGAAUUUCUUCUCCAUUCUACUUCUUGCAUCGGUACCUAAUCCUUUAUUCGAUCUUGCUGGAAUAAUGUGCGGGCAAUUUGGAAUUCCAUUUUGGGAGUUCUUUCUAGCAACUAUGAUCGGCAAAGCACUAAUCAAGACUCACAUACAGACGGUGUUCAUAAUUUCGGUGUGCAACAAUCAACUUCUUCACUGGAUUGAAAACGAACUCAUUUGGGUUCUUGGAUUUAUCCCGGGAUUUAACUCUAUCUUACCCAACCUUAUUUCCAAGCUUCAUGCACUAAGAAACAAGUACAUGACCACAAAACCCAAUGCCCCGGUGGAUCUUAAGGUAAAAAAGUGGGAUUUCUCGGUGGCAUUCAUUUGGAACACCAUAGUUUGGAUCAUGUUGAUGAACUUUUUCGUCAAGAUUGUCAAUGCAACCGCGCAACAACAACUAAAGAAACAGCAGGAUCAUGAGAUUGCUUUGUUGAAGAAUAAAGCGUCGAAGGGAUCUGACGAAUCUGAUACCUCUUCCAGGUGAACUUGCUCCUCCCUUAUUCUUAGUUUAGAUUAUCUUUUAGAUAUUAUUACUGCUAGUAAAAAAAAAAAAAAAAAAAAAAUUGAAAA